Messenger RNA from Anopheles nili, 1191 nucleotides. RefSeq names its product N6-adenosine-methyltransferase non-catalytic subunit (gene Mettl14). Lineage: Eukaryota; Metazoa; Arthropoda; Insecta; Diptera; Culicidae. Gene Ontology annotation, molecular function: mRNA binding. The transcript is spliced from 3 exons. Gene Ontology annotation, cellular component: RNA N6-methyladenosine methyltransferase complex; nucleus. Bases 1 to 1179 code for a protein of 392 amino acids. The record is from RefSeq and is a predicted model, not a curated record.
AUGAGCGAUGUUAUCAAAUCCCGGCGUGAGAAAUCACAAAAACGAAAGAUGCUGCUCGCCCAAACAUUCGGUGUGCCUAACGUGGAAGAUCUCAAACACGUACUGGGUACCGCGGAAGAAUCACCAAUCAACAAAUCACAACGGUACGAGGAUGAGGAAGCCUCUUCCUCAAAAACGACUGAAACUGCCGAGGGAUUGGUGUAUCGUGACUCUUCCACUUUUCUGAAGGGUACACAAUCUUCCAAUCCUCACAAUGAUUACUGCCAACAUUUUGUGGACACCGGGCAACGCCCACAGAACUUCAUUCGCGAUGUAGGCCUUGCGGAUCGGUUCGAGGAGUAUCCAAAGCUGCGCGAGUUGAUUCGCUUGAAGGACGAGUUGAUUGCGGAAACUGCCACACCGCCGAUGUACCUGCGUGCGGAUUUGAAAACAUUCGAUCUUAAGACACUAGGCACCAAGUUCGAUGUGAUUCUUAUAGAGCCACCGCUGGAGGAGUAUGCCCGUGGUGGAGCUGCCGUGGCCGCUGGUGCACCACGGAACUUUUGGUCGUGGGAUGAAAUUCUUGCGCUGGACAUCGGUGAGGUGGCCGCGCACAGGAGCUUCGUGUUUCUUUGGUGCGGUAGUUCGGAAGGGCUCGACAUGGGCCGAAACUGCUUGCGCAAGUGGGGCUUUCGAAGAUGCGAGGAUAUAUGCUGGAUACGAACGAAUAUAGAUUCGCCCGGACAUUCUAAGAUACUCGAACCGAAGGCAGUUUUCCAGCGAACGAAAGAGCACUGUCUAAUGGGCAUCAAAGGAACGGUGCGCCGCUCCACCGACGGCGAUUUCAUCCAUGCGAACGUUGACAUCGAUCUGAUCAUAUCAGAGGAGGCCGAGUUCGGUAGUUUAGAGAAACCGAUUGAAAUAUUUCACAUUAUCGAACACUUCUGUCUCGGUCGUCGUCGGUUACACAUUUUUGGGCGUGACUCAACGAUACGACCGGGCUGGGUGACGAUAGGGCCGGAGCUGACCAACUCGAACUUCAACAGUGAGCUGUACGCCAGCUCCUUCGAGGAGAACCCCACUACCGGUUGUACUGAGCGAAUCGAGGCGCUACGACCAAAAAGCCCCCCGGCCAACGGGAAAGUGUUGCGUGGUCGUGGCCGAGGUUUCCCUCGUAUUCGGGGGAGAUCGCGCGUUUAGGAGCGCUGCUUG